Molecule: messenger RNA, 886 nt
Organism: Amoebophrya sp. A120
Lineage: Eukaryota; Dinophyceae; Syndiniales; Amoebophryaceae
Source: the annotation of a GenBank genome assembly
AUGACCGCAUCUAUUUCCUCGCACUUCGGUCACGAUCAGCGUCGCGCGCAAACACUGUUUGUUAAUAUCGAGCAUUAUUUUAAGAUUUUAUAUUAUUCGUCUCCGAGCACCAGUUCCAGUUGUAUUAAUUUCCUCUCCCAUCAUGUUCAUAGCGUCAAGUUUGCCUUUUCCUCCUGUUGCUUCCGCGUAUUAAUUUUGCAUAAACUGAUACGAUUUUUCGACGACAAUUUGCGAGAAGAUAGAAGCGAUAGCUGUAGGCUGGGACAGUACGUAGCACGACUGCUGUGUUGCUAUUUUCUGCGAUGUUGGCGCUCACGUAUAUGACGAAAACUUGAAUCUUUUUUCUUUUGAAACAAAUCGAUACGCCUGUUCCUCAAAGAGUAUGAAAUGCAUGUGAUUACUUCAAGUUUGCAUGGUUCAGUAACUCGAGGCCAUGAAGAUAGAAUACACUGACUUUUUUAAUAUUUUCUGGGAUUUUAACGCUCGCGCAUACAACGAGAACGAGAAAGAGAAACUGUUUGAAUCCACACAGUUCCCUGAUGGGUCGCAAGAAGAGGAGCAUGCUGCAUCAUUUGCAAUCCGCAUGGUGCGAUAGUGUCAGGCUGGGACAGGAGCGCUGCCUUUUGGCUACUUUGUGUGCUUUUGGCGCUCACGUAUACAACGAGAAACUGAGUCUUUUUGAGUAGAAACGCUUUUUCCUUUAGUUACUAAAAGAUUAUCCAAUUACUUUCCAGUCCGCGUGGCAUAGUAACUCCAAAGCGUGAAAAUAAGGAAUAUACUUUGGGCAUUUUUCGAUAUUUUGACGCUCACGAACAGGACGAGAAAUUGACUUUUUUUGAAUAUUACACGUAGUUUGCUUACAACUCUCAAGAAAAGCAUUUUGUUC